Molecule: messenger RNA, 435 nt
Organism: Heterostelium album PN500
Lineage: Eukaryota; Evosea; Eumycetozoa; Acytosteliales; Acytosteliaceae
Exons: 3
Coding region: 1-435 (144 amino acids)
Source: RefSeq, a predicted model, not a curated record
AUGAGUUUUAAAUUCUUGGCGAAAUUAAAUCCACAACAGAUACUUAGCAGUGGUGGACGUUCGCAUUUGUUCAACCCUUCACAGAGCUCGUUGAUCGGCGUAAGAAACUACAGAAGAAAGUCAAAUAAAGCAGAGAAAGACAUUGAAGAUGAAUAUGUAUUUAGAAAUGAAUCUGUUGUUAUUCAACCUGAAAAAAGAAGAGUAGGAAGACCCAAGAAGUCAUCUCCAUUUACAACUGUAGCCACAGAGAUUCAUGAACCAGUUGUCAAUGAGAGAGUAGAUACUCCUCAUACUGUCAAAGAGAAUCACAAGAGAGCAAGACGAUUUGUUCAGCACUUAAAGACUCAAGGUCAGAAGACAGAGGAGAUGGAAAAGCCAUUGUACACAAUGUUUACAGGUAAAGGUUCUCUUACAGAUAGUGGCUUCGUCUUUUGA